CUAUUCCUUCAGAAUUCGAUGAGUUUUAUUCUGAGUCAGAAGCAAUGAGAAAGAUACUGGAUGCCAGUUAUGCUGAUCUACCUCAGCCUCUGAAGUCUUGCUUCUUGUACUUGACUGCCUUUUCAGGAAAUUAUGGCAUCAAGAAGGAUCGUCUGGUACGAAGAUGGGUAGCUGAAGGGCUUAUCCCUGAAAGGCAUGGAAAUAGUUCAUGGGAAACAGGGGAGGGCUACUUUGAUGAGCUUAUCGGUAGGAGGCUGAUCCAACCGGCCUUUGAUGGCAAUGACGACCAGCCAAUUGGUUGCACUGUUCAUGGUGUUGUCUUUGAUUUCUUGGAAUCCAUGUCAUCCAAAGAAAACUUUAUUACACCAGGUGCAGAGUUGAAGUCUGAACUAUUUCCUUGUGAAAGGGUUCGGCGAGUCAGUCUCGACUGUGGUGAUGAAGAUGAAGGUGACACCUUGAUCACAUAUUGUCUUUUGGAGAAGAAGAGUUUGGUGGCCUCAAGCUGUGACGAAGAAAAAGAUGAUGCAAUUAUUUUAAAAUUAUCUAGGGUGCGAUCCCUUGCAUUUUCUGGGGAUGCUGGAAGGAUCCCUAAUCUUUCUGCCUUGAAACAUUUGAGGGUGCUGGAUCUUGAGGAUACCAAGGGCUUGGCGAAUGAACGAUUGGAAAGCAUUGGGCAUUUGUCUCUGCUGAGGUACUUGGGACUUGGCGGGACUGAUGUGACCAAGCUGCCCCAACAAAUCAUGGCACUUGAGCAAUUGACUACCCUAGAUUUAAGGCGAACAAGUUUGAAAAGAUUACCAGUAUUGUCCAGAAACACAAAACUGAUGUCUCUGCUUGCUGACCAGUUGGCAAUAACACCGACACAAAUGAGCCGAAUGCAAAAUUUGGAGGAACUAUCAAAAGUCCUUAUGGGUCCUGAUGGAUCACUUGCUUCUGAACUAGCACGGCAUGUUAAUAAGUUGGGGUCUCUGAGGAUGCUUGGGAUAAGAAUUAGUCAUCGUCAUAGCGCAAUGGAUCAACAGGGAGUGAAGCAUCUCCUUGAAGAUCUGGGAAAAUCAAACCUGCAGUCCCUUUUGCUUGAUAAUUGCCCUCUUCCUCUGCUCGACUUACUGGUGGAUUAUCCUUUGGCCCAAAACCUGCAAAAAUUUGAGCUAAGAAUGCACGGCUGCCUCCCGCAAGUUCCACAGGAGAUAGGCUCUCUCAUAGCUAUCACUCACCUGCAUAUCAAGGUUGAAGCAGUAGAAGAACAAGCUGUCCGUGCACUGGGGAGCUUGCCUAACUUAGUCGUCCUGAGACUAGAUUUGAAUACCAGUCCAAGCAUGACCGUGAGUCCCAAGGAUGGCUUUCAGUGCCUCAAGGUGUUAUGGUUUAACAGUCAAUAUGGUGGUGUUGGGAAGGGCAUUCAGUUUGAAGCUGGAGCCAUGCCACAGCUCCGAAGGCUUUGGCUAGAACUCAAUGUCCAGGUAGAAAGGUCCAAACAUGAUGCUUUCGAUUUGGGUAUCCAGCAUCUACCUUCUCUCGUACAUGUACAUGCAACCAUUGACUGGAUGAAUACUACUUUAACAUCUUCAGAGGUUGAUGCCGCGGAGGCCAAGAUCAGAGAACAAGUAUCUCAGAACCCCAACAAUCCGGUAUUGGAACUGAAUAGAAGACAGCCACGGUACAUUACGAAAGCAUCGGAGGAGUUGGUGAUCACUGUCAACAGCCUUCAAGAGUGGGGCAAACAGAUCAACCCCAGAAAGCUGGUGGUGGUUCAUUUCUCCGCAGCGUGGUGCAGAGCAUCACGCAAGAUGAGUCCAGUUUUUGCUGAUCUAGCAGAGAAGUACCGAAAUGUCGUUUUCUUGAAGGUCGAUGUAGGUGUGGAGGAAAUGAAGACUGUUGCUACGGAAUUCAGCAUUGAGGGCGUGCCAACCUUCCUGUUCAUGAAGGGGGGCGAUAUUAAGCGCAGGGUUAAAGGCGCCGACAAGGAAAAGUUGGGGGGUAUGGUUGAGGAGCUGGCGGACCUGAUGCUGUAGUGAAGUAGUAGUAGUAUUUUUCUUUUGAGGGAACAUAGUGAAGUAGUUUUUCUUUUUUUGGAGUGACUUGCAUUAUGAAACAAACUGACAAGCGAACAAAACUAAAUGUAUGUCUAUGGGAUGAAUACGUAAUUACCAAUUUAUA
Molecule: messenger RNA, 2160 nt
Organism: Lolium rigidum
Lineage: Eukaryota; Viridiplantae; Streptophyta; Magnoliopsida; Poales; Poaceae
Product: disease resistance protein Pik-2-like
Exons: 1
Coding region: 45-2015 (656 amino acids)
Biological process (GO): defense response to other organism
Source: RefSeq, a predicted model, not a curated record